Molecule: messenger RNA, 2132 nt
Organism: Rhipicephalus sanguineus (brown dog tick)
Lineage: Eukaryota; Metazoa; Arthropoda; Arachnida; Ixodida; Ixodidae
Product: ubiquitin carboxyl-terminal hydrolase MINDY-2
Exons: 10
Coding region: 312-1598 (428 amino acids)
Biological process (GO): protein K48-linked deubiquitination
Cellular component (GO): cytosol; cell periphery
Molecular function (GO): K48-linked deubiquitinase activity; cysteine-type deubiquitinase activity; cysteine-type carboxypeptidase activity
Source: RefSeq, a predicted model, not a curated record
GGCUGGUUUCGUUUCGGAAAGCAAACCAGUCAACUGUAAUCUGUCGGGCUGUGAUGAGCUCGUCUCUUCAUCGCUAAAACAACCCGAGAACGCUAAUGUUGUUGUGGUUAUCGCAUCUCUGAGAGCGCCGACCGCGCAUAACACUAGUGUCGCACUGCCAAACGUGCCGUUCGAGUUUUUUUCUAUGUAACCCCAGCACCAGCCAUCGUGUAAAUUGACAUGGAAGUGCAUCGUACCUGUUGAACAAGGAUUGCAAUGUCAAAUAUUUAUGCACCUGAAAAAUCGCCUUCCUAUCGUGGUUUUCGGGUAGAAUGGAACAGCCAAGCAUGCAGCAGCAAGAGCUUGCACCUGUCGGAGGAGCAGGAGCAGAAAGUGCAUCGGUCAGCGAGACCAGUGACACAGCUGCACCGACACAGGCACAAGCAGCAGCUUGCCCUUCUGAGACAACGACGACGACGACCUCGUGUACCAGCCCAAGUGUCGAGCAGCCACCGCAGUCCGUCUACCACAUCAAGUGGGUUCGGUGGAACAAUCAGAAGACGCCCAUCGUCACACAGAACGAGAAUGGGCCUUGUCCCCUGAUUGCCAUCAUCAACGUCCUCACGCUGAAAGGUCUCAUCAAGCUUCCACACACGCUCGACAUUGUGACCGUUGAACAGCUCAUGGAGCAUCUGGGGGACUGCAUACUGUCCUCUAUACCAAAGGACAUUCCAGAAAGUGCGCAGCUUAAUUAUGAGCAAAACAUGCACGAUGCCAUUGCCAUCCUGCCAAAGCUGCAAACAGGGUUGGAUGUAAACGUUCGAUUCACAGGUGUAAAGGACUUCGAGUACACGCCUGAGUGCAUCGUGUUCGACCUGCUGCGAAUUCCUCUCUACCACGGUUGGCUCCUCGACCCCGAAUCGCCGGAAAUCCUUGCAGCUGUUGGCAACUGCAGCUACAACCAGCUCGUGGAAAAGAUAAUCAACAACAAGUCUUCUACAAAGCCAGAGCUGGUCACUGAAGCGCUGUUAGCUGAAGCUUUCCUGGAGCGAACAGCGUCACAGCUGACCUACCACGGCCUGUGCGAGUUGAACUCCACGGUAACAGAAGACGAACUGUGUGUCCUCUUUCGGAAUAACCACUUUAUCACGAUGUAUAAACAAAAGGACCGCUUGUAUCAGCUGGUCACGGACCAGGGCUUCCUGAACGAACCAGACGUAGUCUGGGAGUCGUUGAUCAACGUCGAGGGUGACGGCCAGUUUGCGGAUUCCGAUUUCGUCGUGAACCCGCCCAAGCCUCGAUGCCUCACCACCGAGCAACAAAUCGAUCGGGACUACCUGGUUGCCUUAAGCUUGCACCACGAGCAAGUGCACCAUGAGCGAACGAAAAACGACGCUUUGCAGUCCUUCGUCCAACCAGUCGAGCCGCUCGACCACAACGCCAUCCGCGCAGACGAGGAGCUUGCGAAGCAACUUCAGGAGGAAGAGCACCACAGGGCACUGUCACGGCCCCCCGCACGCAAUGCAUCAGGUUCAGCGCAGGACGCUAUCGAAUCAACGGGGCGACAAAGGCAAAACAACAGCAGCCCACCGUCCAAGAAAGACUGUUCAAUCCUGUAGGUGGGCCUCCUCACACCGAUGCAAACCAUGCCAGAAUGCAAACACACCUUCUACCCUUCUCCUCUUCCUGGUGCCGCCGCUGCCAUUUACUACGCAUUGUACAUAGGACAAGCAGGGACACUUGUCGUCUCCGGAAUUGAGAUUACACUGGGAAAAUCAGGCCAGCAUGGUGCAUGUGGUACUAGACAGACAGGCCGAGGGCUCCCAGCUUUAUUAUAGACCACGAGUGUGGGAAAGGAGAGAAGGAGGCUACCUCUUCCUUGUUGACAGCUUGCAAUCGUCGAGAACGCAGAAAAGACCAGUUAGCCAGGACGCGGUCACUGCAGUGCCGCGCGGGGGUCUUUCCAACCUCGAAUUAUAGAAGUACGAUAAUAUAUGGCGCUCUACAUAUAUAUGUGUAUAAAUAACAUGUGGGUUAGCAACGAGGUUUCUGGGGGCAAAAUGCAGCUCUCUGCGUGGCAAGCAGAGUCGUUACCCGUUUUGUUUCUUUGUAUCACGUUGAUGUUAUUAUUAAAGCCCAUGAUUGAUGCGCAA